AGUUUUGCAGAACACUAACAUGGCUCAAAGAUAUUUCGAUAUGAUCGUUGAGAAUCAGAACUAAGACUUCAUGAAAAUGCUCUACAUCUAGAAGAACAUCCUGAUAAGUAAAUUUAGAUGGACAAGAUGCGACGACUUGUGACAGUAGCGGCAGCUGCGACCUAUGGUCUACAGGUUGAGACUGACGUGGAGGAAGAGGAGCUUCCAGCCCCUAGAAGAAGGCCUAGGAGACAGCACUUUGAAAAUUAUGAGAAAAACCUUCGUUUCCUUGCUCUGGAGGAAAAUUAGUUUUCUUGAUCCAUCUUGUUUUAUCAAUAUGAUAAGAAGUGAACAGGCCAAUACAACAAAGUUUCACUUUGUCUUGGUACUGUUCAGCUGAGGGUGGAGAUAUUACCCUGUCCCUUCUAAUCUACCGCAUUCAAUUCCAGUAGUAGCAUCGCCUUUCUGCAGACAGCGACGGUUGUGGAUAGUGAAGGGACUGCUGAUAGUGCCAAACAAGAAGGAUCAUCGAGUUCAAGUAGGGAACCAGCAUCUAGUUCCUCAACAUCCUCGAUUACAGAGGCAGCAGCAUCCGCGUCUUCAACGACAGCGAGUACAGAGGCAGUAUCGUCCUCGUCAUCGUCCUCGUCCUCAUCAUUUAAGACUGUAGUUUGGGAAAAUGUUUAGAGUACUUAUACGUAGCUAGAAAAUGUUUCGAGGAGCAUCGAGUGUGUAGAAAGUAGAGCGUCCACAAGAAUGUGUCAUCUUUUGUUGCGAAACCCUGGUAAUAUUAAUAUAGAAGCAGCUUAGUUGGUCGAAUAGAUCUCUUUUACUAGGUAAACAAGUACAAAUUCUAACUCAUCAUUUUCCUCUAAACCAUCGUCCUCAUCGUCUUCGGUAAAGACUGCUGUGUCAUCGACUCCAUCUCGAGACGGGAAGGGUGUGGCUCUCGCGGAAAUCAACACAGGCCAGUCUCCUUUUAAGGGUAAGUAGGUUAAAGGCGUUUCUGUUGCCGUCUGUUGUGUCUCUCCUAAGGGAGACAGGCAUAACAAACGGGACACAGAAACAACAAAACCCUACCUCUAAUCCUUCCGCGUCUUCCUCAUCACCGCCACAAGGUAUGUUGAUGCUGGUGAUAAUAUUAAGGUUCAAGAACAUUCAUUUCCAACGGUCAUUUUCCUCGGUUUCCUUCUUGGGAUUCCGAAGAAAUGAACCCAAGAAAUGAAUUGUUUUGAGCUCUAAGAUAUCCCAAGUGAACAACUAGGAAACCUGUAGUUUAUGUAACAAUAUGAAAGAACCUGAUACAUCUCUAACUUAGUAUAUGGAGAUGCAGUAAAGAAGUCCAAUGAUGGAGCAGCAGCGGUGCUUCAAGAACAUGCAGCAUUGGUUUCCUCAGGUGCAGAGGCGAGCCACAAUGGAGAAGCAGACCAUGCAAAUGCAGUUGUCGUGAAAGACGGGGCGCCAGCGACGACUGUUCAUUAAGGCGAGAAGUCUCUAAGUAAUUGAAUAGUGGGACAACAUAUUCAUAUUAAUGGAGUAAAACAAACGGUUGGUUUUUCAGCCUAUUCUUAGGUGUAUCCCUUCAAGCAAUAUCUAUGGAGUAGAAGUAAGGAGAUGUAAAUAGAUCAUGCACUCAUGAAAUCAAUACAAUAAACAGAGUAAAUUGCUUCUAAGUAGAACUGACUGCGGAGGAGGCAGAAAACAGGAAAUGCCUCUAUCGCGAGAUGUUCACAUGCGCGUUGCCUGCCUUAAGGCUUCUUCUUUAGUCGUUCUUUGUGUCUUUCGUUUUUUAUUUUUCCACACCUCUGUUAUCUAGUCGUGUUUAAUUGCCCCCGUACUUAAUGAAUAUUCUUUACACAAACACAUAUGCUCCAGGGCUCAGGGCUGAAGGCCCCCCGGUCUAACUUUUUGAGGGGAGGGCCUCCAGCCCCGCACCCUUUCUCUCGAGGGACGGCCGUGCGGAAAGGCCUCCAAACGCCCACCUUCGCGGCCUCGCGGUGUCUUGCCUAUACCCUACAGAGCCCAAACUCCUGGGGCCGUUCAAGCACCGACGGCCGGGGGGUGGGAGGCGUCCGAAGGCGGCAAAGGUGGCAAGGCUGGACCCCCUUGCCGUGCUGCAUAUACCCGACAGAUCCCCAAGGCCGUGGCGCCUGUACCCUACAGGCCUCCCGAGUGCGGGCCCCUCACGGGGGGAGCCCCUUGGGAGGUUGAAGGCCUCCGGGGGCCGCAGGUGGCAAGGCUUGACCCCUUCUGCCGUGCUGCAUGUAUCCGACAGGGCCUUUCGGGCGCUUGGUGGCGGCUGGCGCUGCGACCGAUUUGGGGGAUGAGCGACAAAGGGGCCAGGCCUCGCGACCGUGGCCGCAUUCGGCGGCCUUUCUCCCCCGGAUGCCGUCCCCCUGAUAGGGUCCAAGAGUCGGGACGCCUGUGGGGUACACGCGGAGAGCCGCCAGGGGCCUCCGGCUCCGCCUUUUGAGGCCUUCGCCCCCAAAAGUCCUUACAUGUCACCACCGCGGAAAAAAGGGCGCGCGGACGCCAUCCCCGCUCCAUCCACAGGGGGGGCCUCCUUCCGCGUAUUCUUUCCCUCCUCGUUGUGCAGGGUCCAUAACCCAGCCUAACCUCUUGUUCCCUCACAUUUACGCAUUUAAUGGCUAUUGAAUUAUUGGAAAGUCUUUUCGGACUGAGUGGAUUCAAACUACAGGAGCCUGACGGGAAAGAGAUGAUGUACUACCAUUUAGAAAUGUUUUGGUCUUCAACGAUGCUAGCGCUAAUAUCUUCCGAGAAUACGCGAUGCACAUCGGACUACUCGCAGUCAAGACCGUAUAUCAAAAUUUUAUGCGUAGGGUCAGUAAUGAUUGUCAUUGUUAAAGUGAAGCACUACAGAUUUUAUAGUACGCCAACGCCGUUGUACUAAUCUACUAGCGUAAGUAGAGUGCUUGCCGGCGGCGCAGUCGCUGGGAUUAGUUCAGAUUCACUAGUAGUGAUAACUACUACUUUAUACAAUUUUUAGUAGGUUGUGGUUGAAAGGACUACCAAGGACACGGAUGACUGAACAAAGUCGACUCAACUAGAGCAUCGGAUGAGAUUGUUGUAAAUGGUGUUUUGAAGGAUCAUCACAAUCACUUCUAAAAGACGAGUCUGUGGAGAGCGGAGAGCCACCCGAGAACAUAGCGCUGCGACUGUAUGUCAGCGACCUCCUGGGCGGAGCCAGUUUGAUGGUACAUAGCUGUGGAUUUAGAUCUCGGCGCUAUCUUAAACCGGUGUCGUACCACUCCUUAGAAGGUACUCCUUCACUCGAUGGCUGCAUAAGUAGACUGACGCAGUGGAAGUUGUUCAUGAGUUGGGUCGCCUUCCCUGACUUUAGUACUUGUAGUUUUUGCCGGUCGUCCUCCCGGUUUCUCGUCCAGUAGAUGAAUGUCUUGGACGUGUAGACAGUAGGACAAGAAAAAUAGCUACACAAGAGGUGCCUGACAUGACAUCUGAUAGAACUGGGCCACAAUUUCCUGGAUGAAAGCAUCCUUUCUUGCAGCAUGAAGUAUGCUAUCAGCACUUAUUUCACAGUACAUGACUACCAUCAUUACCUUCAUUACCAUCCCUACCAGAUGUUGCCAGUUUUGAGGGGGCCUUGUAAGGGAUACUUGCAAAACAUAGUCCCCACGAAAGGGGCAAGCAAAGGCAGCUUGCAUUUAUGGUCAAUCUACUUUUUAGAAAGAAAUCUGACACGCAGAAGAUCCACCUUAGGGAAGAUCCAUAGGGUAGAGAAGAUAGAAAUCAUCCGUCAAAUAAUGUGGAUUUGAAGAAAGAGUUACUCUAUCAAGUGUGUUAACAGUAGUCGCAACGGCGACCAUAGCACAAAACACACGAAACCAAAAAAAAAUAUCCGGCGAGAUCGUACACGUUGCCCGGGUCGCAUCAAUACAAACGAACAAGAAUGUUAGUAGUAGAUCUACUUAGCAUCUUUUCUCAAGAUGUUACGAAUGGGAACCACUCUAAUAUUUGAAAGUCUAGCGCGCACGUGGACUGAAACAAGUGACACCCUGUGGUUUUGUGGACCAACACAGGGAUUGCAGGGGGUACUGUAUCUUCUUCUUGCCAAGACAUAGACUGAUUUUUUUAUCGAGUUAGUGAAGUCAAACAAUCUAUUCCUUUCAUCAUCUUUAUUGAAUUGCCAGCUAUUCGUAUAGUACCUGCUAAAACAAAGGAAAAAAUGGAAUACUUACCCUCAUCUAAGUAAAGUGUUCAUCUUCAUUGUCAUCAAAUUGAAAGACUGAUCAUGAUGAACUUCAGAUUCCAUACGGUACGAAUCAGAAGACCGGUAGUUUUUUGCUUUUGUCGGUGAGGAAGAUCAGAAUUGACCUUACGGAAUCAACCACAGAUUGUUGUAGCGACGCAACCAAACUAAAGACAACAGAACUAAACAAAACAGAACUAAACAAAACAGAACUAAACAAAACAGAACUAAACGAAAGUAAACUAAACACAACUAAACAAACUGUAACUGAACGAAACCAAAGUAAACUAAACACAAGUAAACUAAACUAAAGUAAACUAAACACAACUAAACUACACUGAAAACGAAACCCACCUUCCCUAUGACCUCGAAAGAGCUGCGACUCCACUAAAUGAAACACCUCCAAUGUUGUAGUUAUUCCCGUCUGAGUUUUGGGUUAAUUGAAAAAUCUUCUCCAAUGUUAAGCUAUUCUUGUAUGAAGACCUCUCUUCAUCGAUUCGGAUACAUUCACAGCUAACGUCCCUAAUGUGAGUAUUAUGUACUUGUCUCUCCCCAUAUCAGGCUUCACGCUUCCUCUGCUUGUCCUCGGACCGCUUCAGGGACUGUUUCAUCUCACCAAUGUAGGAAAGUCAUUUGAGGCACACACAUGAUGACUUAUUUGUCUCUAACGAAAAGAAUGGCGACACGAGUGCGGAAGACAGGCUCGAAGUGGUAUUGUGGGACCUAGCAAACGUCGGCUCCAACUCCAAGGACAACCUUCAAAAAUUCAAGGUAUUUUUAAUAAGUACUCUAUCUUUAUUAUUCCUUGUUCUGGUUUUUGUUUUUUCUAGCUAGGUGCGCCACCACAAUUUAAUACUCUCUGGCUUUUGGUUUUGCGUGACAAUGAUUUUAUCUCCUUUUUUUUGGUUUUUGUUCUUUCUACUUACUUUUAGUUAGGUGUUCCACCACAAUUUAUUCCCUUGCUUUUCUUGAUUCAGUGCAGACGAGAGUCUCGGAACUUUUCAUCUCCUCUGAUAUAGUAUAUCGGACCAAAAUAUCUUCCUCUCUGCAUAGUAUCGAUUUCUAUCUUCCACUUUUGACAAACACAUCUUAUCGCACCACAACAGAAAUUUGUCGAGUCGAAGGCCAAAUUACCUCGUGAGCCCUACGUAGUUGUUAAGACUUGUAUGAAUUCUUUAUUCCUGGACACUACCACGUGUUAGAUAAAUGAAUGUAAUCGUCAGCCCUUCCGAUGUUCUCCUCCUGGACCUUGUGUAGUCACCACAGUAGUAUGUGCCUGACUGCUCGAGACAAUCCUAAAAAUGCCCCGGAUGAAGCCCUUGAAUUAUUAUUACCCCGUUAUUGCGUACAGACGCUAAGAAAGUACUACUCUAGGGGUCGAUUUGUAGGUGAAGGAUAGCUUAUACGAAAAAAGAAGUCCUACGUACGGUACUUAUAUUGAAUGUAUCAGGUGGACUAUAUUUUUGCGGUAGAUCAUGACAGGAGACGGUUAUGAAUUCCUAGUAGACAGUACAGUAUUCACUUGCAAUAGGGUUUUCCUCUAACACUGUCGAGAGCACGGCGGGUAUGCCGGAUUGGUCGAGUGGAAUCAUGGCGAGAACGGAGUUGCUUUAUUCUCCCUCCAGCUGGAUGUGGCGUGACAAUGCUGUUUUUACGGACUCCAUCGUGGCGAGAACGGAGUUGCGUUAUUCUCCCGAAGUACUUAGAGCAGAAUAGAGGGGAAAAGUUAGUUGAUGAGCGUGAGUGGAUCAGUUCCAUAUUGAGCGUGCUAAAACUCGAUUGCUUCUUCCUUGGUGCUUCAGUACAUUCCCGAAGCUCCUCUUGCCGACAGGUCGGAUUCGAUGUAUACCUCUGGACUGGGUACACAACUACCACUACUACUACUCAGUGACUUCCUGAUCACUAAUUGAUGGGCUUAAAAAAUAGUGAUCAGGAAGUCACUGAGUAGUAGUAGUAGUAGUAGUGUACCCAGUCUAGAACUCACUUAAAUAUCUUAUCUUGUUGAGCUGUAUGGUGGUCUCCUCUAAUGCUUGGGGCAACAUCGUCUUACGUUACAACACUGGGGAGGAAAACUACAGUACCAUGAUCAUCUAUUAUGUUAGAGAGAGCAGUGCCUCUACCUUUAGUUUUUGAUUGGUCACAGGAUCAAGCAAUACGAGAAUCGGCGAGCGGUUUGUAUGAAGAUGUGGCUGUCUAAGGUUAUAUCCUUCAUUUUCGUCAUUUAUUACAACUUCUUCCGAGAUGCUAAGUACUCCUUUUCUUUUGUUUACGUCUUUCGAGAUGCUUUUUAUGCUACUCCGCAUAUUAUGGGUUGUAACUUCAGAUGCCGCACUGAGCGUUCUGGAUCUCGGGUGGCCGCAGCAAGCCAUCUCACUACUUAUGGACUACGUACGUGCACGUGCAUCGUUGACAAGGAAAAGUCUAUUGAUUUACAACAUCAUAGAGGAAGAUGAUUGUGAUCAGCUUGUGAAGGUGCCGGUCUGCGUAAAGGUUCAAGGAAAGAGUAAUCAGUGGACUCUCUUCCUAGCCGCGCAUGCGACCAGAUCUGUGUAACUCCGAACAGAAGUCCGCCUUAUAUAUAACUCUCGUGAAGUCGGUGCACAUGGCACUUUGGCUUGAUCGGCAAUUUGUCUACUAGGCAGUUAUUGCACCUUAGUAGAAGGAGGUUAACAGAGUCCACCCGUCGCCGGCAGGCACGCCGGAUAUCACUAGGAUCACCCUUCCGGCGGUCUUAGCCUAUAGUCCUCUCCGAUAGUUGUAGUUUUUGGCCGUUGUGAUACGGUUUUCUUGCUCCCCCGGUAUGUAAGCUUUCGAAAAAGAGAGAUCGAGGUCCCUGAGCUUGAGCUUGAACUUGUGCAUUGUUGACAAGGAAAAGUCUAUUGAUUUACACCGAAAGAACGACUUGUGGAAGGUGGAUCAAUUCCUAUCCUCUCCACUGGGACAUCUCUGGUUUGAACUCAGUUACACGCUCACUGCUCAUCUAAUGUGCCGGAUAACGGCCCAGACCAGAAGAAUCUAAAGCAGGCCGCGGUCAGCGAAGCUACACCUACGGCGUUCAUCACAUUUCUCGAACCAAUUUUCAUGCCCAUCCAUUUCGUCGUAGCAUUGGGUAUGUGGAGUAAUCCUCGAAAAAAAAACGCUACUGACUCUAUCUGCAAUAGUUCACUACUUGACAUCACAAUAAUUGUUCUCGCCUUUUUAUAAUCCAAACUCCGUAUAAUUUUCUCUAUUCGGUUUUCAACUCUUUAUCUUUGAGUUCCUAAGUAGGUACCCCGACUUUGUUAUGUUUGCAACUUUUAUUCCUUCUACUCCGUAUCAUCUUGAUCUAAGAACUUGGAUAAAGACAGCAUGGCAAUGAAGAUUUUCCGGGAGAGAGGCAAAAAUCCUAGUAGCGCCUUUUUGGAGACAGGGUCUGUUAAGAAAUGUUCAUUUUGAAGAUGUGGCCUAAAACUUUCAAAUAAGACUUAAACAGAACUAUUAGUAUCGGGAAGGGGAGGUCAGAUCUGAACCGACUAGGAAAAAGAAGAACAACUAAAUGCAACAAUUAACCUAACCUCUUGUCAGGCAUAUCAAUCAAUCAACUAGGAGUGGGUACAUUCAUUCAUUCACUCAUUCAUUCAUUCAUUCAACGGCAAUCCCUACCUGCGUCUCCCGUUGCUUAAGUACCGCUUCAUCAACAAGUCGUAGUAACAGAUCAAAUGUGAAUGAAGACUGUCUAAAGAAGCGAACGCAUAGUAAUUUGUAGUCUGAGCUACACUAUCCUCAUCAUGUCUCUAACGGCUGCGUGGUGAAGGUGCCGAUCAAGAAGGCAGCAGGAUGGAUCGCGCAGGGCAAAGGAGCAUGGGUGUUGCUGGAUCGUGCUGCGUUUUCCGUUGGAGGCGUGCUAGUGGGCUUCUUCUUCUCCCGCUUCUUACGGCUUAAUUUGUCACUAUUCUAUAGUAGAGUUGUUUCAGACUUGACCAGGGAGAGUUAGACAUUAAACACCUGACCAUGACCAUGAUUGCUUCUUAAGACUCCGCGUCUUCGUUCACACUAAAGGAACAAAUAGUACUCAUCUGGUGGGGAAAAAUAAAUAACUUUUUUAUAUGACACACAUCAUAUCAAAGGGUAGGCAGACUGCCGAGUAGAUUCGCAUCAUCAUCAUAUCAAAGUGUGGAGACCAAUACCAAAGGGACCAACGGGAGAAUCACGCCAGUGAAAAACCAAAUCUUCUUCUUCUAAGCAUCUACGGAGGCAACGCAAAUGAAAAGUUGUAA
This is a messenger RNA of Amoebophrya sp. A25, 8463 nucleotides long. Lineage: Eukaryota; Dinophyceae; Syndiniales; Amoebophryaceae. The record is from the annotation of a GenBank genome assembly.